AUGGGACAAAGCUCGGAAGUUCACCCGGAAUUUGGAUUCCCACAAAUUCGGAAAACGUCAAGUUUUGUAUUCUGGAAUCGGACGCGGCUUUAUAUUAUGGUUUUGACGUUGGCCUGCCUAACAUUUAUCCAAAUGAACACGCUCACAUUCAAUUUUACCGUUAUCUGUAUGGAAGACAUUGUGGAAGAUUAUAACUUACUCACUAACUACACAGACACUCACUGGUUCGAGCGAAACACUGAAAAAUCGCUACUCUUCUCGGGUGCCGCUAUCGGCGGCCUGAUUGGCCUGAUCCCAGCUGUCCCGCUUAUCAGCUCACUGGGCCUUGGAAAUGUUCAAACCAUAUCCGGCAUCAUUUCCGCAUUCGGAGCAUUUCUAUUCCCUCUUGCAGUAUCCAUCGGGUUCUAUACAUCAUUAUUGUGCAGGAUCUUGCAAGGAGUCGGAUCUGCGAUCAUGUUCACUACAGUUGGCGUGGUGCCAGGUGUUUGGGCUCCGAGUAACGAGGCGAACACUUUUAUGGCAAUAUUGUCAUGUGCUCUUCAAUUGAGUAAUAUUAUUUGUAUGCCGGUAUCCGGGCUACUUUGUGAAUCGGCAUUGGGAUGGAGGUCGAUUUAUUAUCUGUUUGGUGGAUUGACGUUUAUCAUUUACAUAGUUUUUUGGUUCACCUAUUCGGAUGAUCCAAAGCUUCAUAGAAACGUGUCCCAAAAAGAGCUCGGAAAAAUCUCCACCGGAAAAAUCGAAAAAAUCAAGGAACCAGUUCCAUAUCUAGCCAUCUGCACCGACCCAACUGUUCUAAUCACUUGGACGUCCUGCUUCGGAGGCAACAUGGCCUUCUUCGCCCUUUCGCUUUAUGGUCCAACUUAUCUCCGAGAAAUUCUCAAGUUUGAUGUAAGGGAGACUGGAUUCUUGUCUGCGCUUCCAUUUAUUCUAUCAGCGAUCGUCAAGUUCGGAGCAGGACAGCUCUCAGACCGAAUGACAUUCCUUUCGGAAAAGGCACGCUUCGUGUUUUUCGCUGCAACCUCUCAAAUUGGAUUCGCCGUCGGGCUAGUGGUUAUGGCGUUCACUUCGGAUCGUCUAAUUGCUCAAAUCGCGUUCAACUUUGCAAUUGUGUCUUCUGGCUUGAAUAUAAUGGGUGUGAUUAAGUGUAUUCAGUUGCGCUGCCGUCAACACGUUCACUUCGCGAUUGCUGUAAUCUCCUUCACAGCCUACGUUGUCCAAUUCCUUGCGCCAAUAAUUGUCAGCAUUAUUUGCCCGGACAACACUCCAGAACAGUGGACAAUUCUGUUCCUAUUCAUCACUGGUGUUAUCAUCGUCUGCAACGCUGGCUUUCCGUUCAUCACUAGAUCCGACCCAGCUGCUUAUACGAAACAGAUAAACGUUGAGAAUGUAGAGAAAUAG
Messenger RNA from Caenorhabditis elegans, 1398 nucleotides. RefSeq names its product Major facilitator superfamily (MFS) profile domain-containing protein (gene Y19D10A.11). The record is from RefSeq and is marked reviewed. Bases 1 to 1398 code for a protein of 465 amino acids. The transcript has 7 exons. NCBI's taxonomy places the organism in Eukaryota, Metazoa, Nematoda, Chromadorea, Rhabditida, Rhabditidae.